This is a messenger RNA of Phytomonas sp. Hart1, 1836 nucleotides long. Lineage: Eukaryota; Euglenozoa; Kinetoplastea; Trypanosomatida; Trypanosomatidae. The record is from the annotation of a GenBank genome assembly.
AUGGUACGCAUUGAUAAGCGUUCAGAUGCCAACGUUAGAGUAUUAUGUAUUGGCGAUUCGUUAUUACUUAGUCGGCACAUUAUGGAAUUGGAGAUCGUUCUUUUUCGACCUUUAAAUCCAUGCAGCUUAGAACCAAAAUCUGUUUCUUCGCUUCCUUGUAUCGUACCAACUCGAAGGAAACGAACUUCUGUUUUAAGCAAUAUCACAUCUUUUGAUACGUCUGCAUCACGGAGAGUGACCCAUGCCAUAGAAACAAUUGGAAACAGUGGAAUUAUGGGAAACAGUACCUUGCAACUUAGUCAACAAGAUGAUAACUCUUUAGUGAAACCACCAUUGUUUUUUGACAGCUCAGUUUGCUUAUUUCUAGACAGAGAAAACAAAACCGACUACGCAACUAUUGGACGUUACACAACGGACAAUAAAGGAAUUCAGCACAAACCACAUGCGGUGGUUAUAGGUAAUGAAUCUAUUUCACAUGCUUAUUGCACAUACAACGUUGAUUUGUUGGAUGCUGCCCAGGAGGUUGAGGAAUUAUAUCGUGGACCAGAAGGGGAAACAAUCAUUACUCAAGAUUCUAUUCAAGAGGGGACAGUAGCAGUGAAUAACGGAGUUAUGAUGGCUGCAGGGGACGGUGUGUUCAUUUCAUUCAAACGAAUUAACAUGUGCACCGGACUUCUCAUUAGCGCAACCCUCUUUAGUAUGGAUUCGACACUGGGAAACGGGCCUAUUCCUUAUUAUAUGGUCCGCAAGCCUAAAUCUUCAAUACCAUUAUGUCUAGUCCCACUUAAGGUUUCCUUUGAUCAUUACAAAAGUGUAAUUUCUAUUAUGAUUCGAAAAUUUAAAAAUCGUGGUGAAACACUUUGGGAACUUGUGAAUGUAUCUGAACCAUUGACCCACGAAAAUGUAAAGAAUAUUAUAUCUACAAUGGAGAAACGUGGGCUUUCUGAUCCUGUUGAUUAUCAGCGUGAUUUUGAUACGCUUGGCCUAGAGGGAGCAUUUGAAAGAACGGUGAGUGGCAUGGAAACUUAUUCCCAAGACGAAGAUGAAGACGAAAAUAUAAAGGAAGAUAAGGAGGAUGCACAAUCUGUUAAUUCACAUGAGUUCAAUGAUUUGCUUGCUAAUAUUCCACAUGUAGUGCGUGAGGGCCGCAAGCAAUAUAACGUCGGACGCUCGAAUAUCCACACUUCUCUAGUUGAAGACCCCAGUUCUGAAGAUGAUGCGAUAAUCGAUGAUGCUUUGCGUGCAGUAGUACCACAGUAUACCAACAAUAGUGUUGUUCGGUACGAAUAUGGCGCUUAUAAUGUUGGUUCGAAAGUUGAAACGUUGGUGUCUCACUACGUCAGCCACAGAAAGGAAUACGGAUUGAAAGCAGCCAUGAGCGGCGGUGCUCGGGAUACCAGUAAGGCGCAAUGUUUAUUUGUUAGCAGCGCCUUUAACACUCCAGCCGUGCGCCGUUUCAGCACUGAAAGUGGUCAACGACGACCUUCUAUUCCUAUCGAGAUGCAGACCAGACCAUCGAUCCAUAUAAGGGAAAAACAUAAGGGUGGGUGGAAUCCCCAACAUCGAGGUACAUUAAGCAACUCAAAAAGAGCAACACUCCACGACUAUUUACUGACUACUUCCAUGAGAAAAGGUAAAAAUAAAAAAGAUAAAAAUCGAAAGCAUAAAAAGUCAAGAUCGCCGGGCGUUCGCACAACUUCGGGAAGUCGGAGAUUACCUUCAAAACCUCGAGGUCGUGGGUCUUCAGCUAACAAAUCCCUUCAUACAAAAAAGCAAAAGGUAACAAACAGAUCAGAUGCAGUUCUUCAUGAACCGACCAAAGCUAGUGAUAUGUAA